Messenger RNA from Acanthoscelides obtectus, 579 nucleotides. Lineage: Eukaryota; Metazoa; Arthropoda; Insecta; Coleoptera; Chrysomelidae. The record is from the annotation of a GenBank genome assembly.
AAGAGAUCUACACUGGUCAGUAUGUUCGCUUCGACGUCACAAAGAAAUGAUGAUGGUUUGCGGGCGUCUUACAAUAUCUCGUUACUUAUAGCAAAAUCCGGAAAACCGCAUACUAUCGGAGAGAAGUUAAUUUUGCCAGCCGUUGAAGAGGUUUUAAAAAAUGUUUUACACAAGCCUGCAUCUGAUAUCAUUAAAAGAAUUCCCUUAAGCAACAAUACUGUUAAAAGACGUAUUGAUGAAAUGAGUUCUGAUAUUGAAAGCUUCUUAUGUAAUUAUUUACAAACGACCCAUUUCUCUAUACAACUGGACGAGUCAACUUUACCUGAUAAUGCAGCAUUAUUAUUGGCAUAUGUUCGUUUUAUUAUGAAUCAAGAAAUCUACGAAGAACUGCUCUUCGCAAGAACUUUGAUAACCGACACUAAAGGUGAAUCAAUAUUUCAUGUUUUGAAGGAUUACUUCAUUGAAAAAGCAAUUCCUUUAUCAAAUAUAAUAUCAGUAGCUACAGAUGGAGCACCUGCCAUGGUUGGACGUUAUCGUGGAUUUAUAAGCUAUUUAAAACAAAAUGUGUCAAAAAUUUGA